Leucoraja erinaceus (little skate) is the source of this 3215-nucleotide messenger RNA. RefSeq names its product volume-regulated anion channel subunit LRRC8D-like. Lineage: Eukaryota; Metazoa; Chordata; Chondrichthyes; Rajiformes; Rajidae. Gene Ontology annotation, molecular function: protein binding. The transcript has 2 exons. The record is from RefSeq and is a predicted model, not a curated record. The coding region runs from base 138 to 2651 and encodes 837 amino acids.
GUAUCCUCUACUCCAGCAUUACUGAAGAAAAGCUGCGUAUCGCCCAAUGUCCACCCAUUUCAAAAUGGCACGAGUGCUUUGACGGCCUCAACUGGUGACCACAAGCUUGGUCCCUUUUGCAUUGCAGUUAACCAAGAAUGUUUACCCUCACAGAAGUUGCAUCCCUCAACGAUAUCCAGGCAACCUAUCGGAUUCUGAAGCCAUGGUGGGAUGUUUUCAUGGACUACUUAGCCAUCGUAAUGCUGAUGGUCGCUAUCUUUGCAGGCACCAUGCAGCUAACCAAAGAUCAAGUUGUAUGUCUUCCUAGGAUGUCAGAAAUACAGAAAUGUAGCUCCAAAGCUACUUUGACACCUUCUCCAACAUCUACAGUAUCACAACUGGAGAGCAGAUCACCACAUGACUCACUUACUCCGCAGGCAACAGGACAACAGGCAACAGGACAACACUCGGGUUCCAGUAAAAACGGCCCUUUUAACUUUGGCCGCCCAACGAACCUGGAGUACCAGCAAUAUAUUUUCAUCAAUCAGAUGUGCUACCAUGAGGCCUUGCCCUGGUAUUCCAAGUAUUUCCCCUACCUUGCCCUGAUCCACACACUCAUCCUCAUGGUCAGCAGCAACUUCUGGUUCAAGUACCCCAAGACCAGCUCCAAGAUCGAACAUUUUGUCUCCAUCUUGGGAAAGUGCUUCGAGUCUCCGUGGACGACAAAAGCGCUCUCCGAGACGGCGUGCGAGGACUCUGAGGAGAACAAGCAGCGCUUCAAGACCUCGGUCGCAAAGCACCUGUCGACGGGCAGUGAAGAGGAGAGUCCCAGCUCCAGCACGCCCAUGAUAACGAGGAUCGGGCCCAAGUUUUCGACAGACAAGCCCGUCAUUGAGGUUCCCAGCAUGACGAUAUUAGACAAGAAAGACGGGGAGCAAGCCAAAGCGCUCUUCGAAAAGGUCCGUAAGUUCCGAGCCCACGUGGAAGACAGCGAUUUGAUUUACAAACUCUACGUUGUACAGACGGUGAUAAAAACAUUGAAAUUAACGUUUAUUUUAUGCUAUACACUUACGUUUAUGACUUCUAUAAAGUUUGAACAUAGCUGUGAACCAGGCAUAGAGCAUUUGACUGGAUAUACUGAAUUUUGCUGUACUCACAACAUGGCUUUUAUGCUGCGUAAAUUACUAAUUAGUUACGUUGCACUUAUAUGUGUUUAUGGACUAGUUUGCCUUUACACUUUGUUUUGGCUGUUCAGGCGGCCUCUAAAGGAAUACUCGUUUGAAAAGGUGCGUGAGGAGAGUAGCUUUAGUGAUAUCCCGGAUGUGAAAAAUGACUUUGCCUUUCUCCUGCACAUGGUCGACCAGUACGACCAGCUCUACUCCAAGCGCUUUGGUGUCUUCCUGUCGGAGGUGAGCGAGAACAAGCUGAGGGAGCUCAGCCUGAACCACGAGUGGACCUACGAGAAGCUCAAACAGCACGUCUCGCGCAACCCCCAGGACAAGCAGGAGCUCCACCUCUUCAUGCUGUCCGGCGUGCCCGACGCCGUCUUCGACGUGACCGAGCUGGAGGUGCUGAAGCUGGAGCUGAUACCUGAGGCCAAGAUCCCUGCCAAGAUCUCCCAGAUGAUCAAUCUCCAGGAGCUGCACCUCAACCAUUGCCCCGCCAAAGUGGAGCAAACUGCCUUCAGCUUCCUCCGCGACCACCUGAGGUAUCUGCACAUUAAGUUCACCGACGUGGCGGAGAUUCCCACCUGGGUUUACCUGCUCAAAAACCUGCGUGAACUCCAUCUGGUCGGCAACUUGAACUCUGAAAACAAUAAGAUGAUCGCGCUGGAGUCCCUGAGGGAACUGAAGCACCUGAAGAUCUUGCACUUGAAGAGUAACCUGACCAAAAUCCCCUCCAAUGUUACUGACGUUGCACCCCACCUCACUGCACUGCUGGUUCACAAUGACGGGACCAAACUCUUAGUACUGAACAGCUUGAAGAAGAUGAUCAACCUCACCGAGCUGGAGCUGCACAAUUGUGAGCUGGAGCGCAUUCCCCACGCCAUUUUCAGCUUAUCCAACCUGCAGGAACUCGACCUGAAAUCCAACAACAUUCGCACCAUCGAGGAGGUGAUUAGCUUCCAGCACCUGAAGCGUCUGACCUGCCUGAAGCUGUGGCACAACAAGAUCAUCACCAUCCCUUCCUCCAUCAGCCUGGUGAAGAACCUGGAGAUGCUGUACCUUUCUCACAACAAACUGGAGGCGCUGCCAACGGCUCUCUUCACGUUGCAAAAGCUCCGGAUCCUGGACAUUGGCCACAAUUCCAUCAACAUCAUUCCCGCCGAGAUCGCCUCCCUCCAGAACUUGCAGCACUUUGCCAUGACGGGGAACCGCGUGGAAAUGUUGCCAAAGCAGCUUUACAAGUGCACAAAGUUGAAGGUUUUGAACCUGGGGCAAAACGGCAUCACUUCCAUUUCGGACAAGAUUAGCCAGCUGGUGCAGUUGACUCAGCUGGAAGUGAAGGGAAACUGCUUUGACAGACUUCCAGCCGACCUGGUCCACUGUCGCCUUCUGAAGAAAAGCGGGCUGGUGGUCGAAGAUCACCUCUUUGAUACACUGCCACCCGAGGUAAAAGACCUCAUGAACCAGGACUUUAAUACAAACACAACAUUUGGCGCAGGAAUCUAAAAGUAUUGGGCAAAGCAUAUAUAAGCAGCUUUGGAACUGAAUGUUUGCUUGCUUGUUAAACUUGAAAAUGAAAAUGUAUUAAAUAGAUCAAGGUACUUAAAAAAACAAGGCAACAAUUUAAAACAAAAUAGAUAACAAUGAUAGUUUAUUCCCUGAAAAAAAAGCUCUAAAAUCAUUGUAAUAAAUUGUAACCAAUUAACUAACUGUUGGUCGCUGGUUGUCUGAUGCAAGUCUGUCGACGACUGAAUAUUUGUUCAUGUAAUUUUGUUUGUUAAAUCGAUUUAAUUUUAAUUUAUUUUCAGCAUUUGGAGGAAAAAAUUUCUGUUGAUGAGUAGAUGGAUUAUUUGCUCUAUUGUUUUUUUUUUCUCCCAAUUGGUAGACCUCUGGUAUACAGCCAGUUAAUGCAGGAUUUGCAAGUAUGGCACCCGUGUGUUUCAGAUUCUUAACCUUAACCUCCCUUCUGGCACCUUGGAUGCUCUUUUAAAAGCACAGUUUUGAUCAGAAGGUUGCCGUUGGGCAUUAACCCACAAUUGUAUGUCUGUGCCACCACAAUAAAUGUCUCUU